Messenger RNA from Piliocolobus tephrosceles (Ugandan red Colobus), 837 nucleotides. RefSeq lists its product as uncharacterized. Gene Ontology annotation, molecular function: structural constituent of ribosome. Gene Ontology annotation, cellular component: cytosolic large ribosomal subunit; ribosome. NCBI's taxonomy places the organism in Eukaryota, Metazoa, Chordata, Mammalia, Primates, Cercopithecidae. Gene Ontology annotation, biological process: cytoplasmic translation. The coding region runs from base 1 to 837 and encodes 278 amino acids. The transcript has 3 exons. The record is from RefSeq and is a predicted model, not a curated record.
AUGGGGAGGUGGCUGAGGCCUGGCGAGAAUUCAAGCCAGGGCGCGGGCAGUCUGGCAGUGCUGGGGAACCUGGCACACCCUCUGCAGCUGCUGGCCCAGGUGCUCAGCCGCUCACUGCCUAGGGUUAAUAGUGCCAGCCGGCAGGCUGCUCCAAGUGCAGGACCCGCCAAGCCUGUGCCCACCCGUGAGCACCCACGUGCAGCCACAGUUCCCACGGGCGCCUCUCCCUCCACACCUCCCUGCAAGCAGAGGGAGCCAGCUCCCACAGUGCAGUGUAAGGCAGAGGACGACGACACACUUCAUCUUCCGGUGAAUUGGUUGAUAGAAGAUCUUUCCCGGAAAACGUUGCUUUUAAGCAGAAUCCUACAGCGUUUGAAACAGUUUGCCAGGUACACCAGGUGGGGCUUUCCUUCUUCCACAACACCUCGCGCUCUUCCUUUCCAACUUGGACCCGGCAGAAGGGCUUCCGCAAAGAAGGGUGGCGAGAAGAAAAAGGGCCGUUCUGCCAUCAACGAGGUGGCGACCCGAGAAUACACCAUCAACAUUCACAAGCGCAUCCAUGGAGUGCGCUUCAAGAAGCGUGCCCCUCGGGCACUCAAAGGGAUUCGGAAAUUCGCCAUGAAGGAGAAGGGAACUCCAGAUGUGCGCAUUGAUACUAAGCUCAACAAAGCUGCCUGGGCGAAAGGAAUAAGGAAUGUCCCAUACCGAAUCCGUGUGCGGCUGUCCAGAAAACGUAAUGAGGAUGAAGAAUCACCAAAUAAGCUCUAUACGUUGGUUACCUAUGUACCUGUUACCGCUUUCAAAAAUCUGCACACAGUCAGUGUGGAUGAGAACUAA